This is a messenger RNA of Prunus armeniaca (apricot), 999 nucleotides long. Lineage: Eukaryota; Viridiplantae; Streptophyta; Magnoliopsida; Rosales; Rosaceae. The record is from the annotation of a GenBank genome assembly.
AUGGGCAAAGAUCGAAAUGGCAGCGUUCAAGAGAGAAGAAGCAAAAGCUCAGAGAAAGAGGAUGAAAACGAAAGAAAAUCCGAGAAAGCGAUAGAACAUUCCGAUUCCCAUUCCGAAGAAGAUAGAAAACGCAGAAAAUCCAGAAGGAAAGCGCGGGAAAGCUCCGAGUCAAGUGAUGAAAAACUUGUGAGGAGCGAUAGAAGAAAGAGGAGAUCUCGGAGGCGGUACAGUAGCGAGUCGGAUUCGGAUUCGGACUCCAAGUCGGAGUCGGAGGAGAGCGGUUCGGAUUCGGCGUCGGAGAGUGAGAGCGAGAGCGAGAGUGAUAGUGACAGGAGGAGGAAGAGGAAGAGGAGGAAAGAGAAAGACGAUGACAGAGAAAGGAAGAGGAGAAGAAGAGAGAAGGAGAAGAAAAGGAGAAGAGAGGAAGAGAGGAAGAAGAAGAAGGAGAAGAGAAAGAAGAAGAGGAAGGAAAAGAAGGAGAAAGGAAAGAAAGGAGCUGUCACUAAUUCAUGGGGGAAGUAUGGGAUCAUCAGAGAAACUGAUAUGUGGAACAAACGACCAGAGUUCACUGCAUGGUUGGCAGAAGUAAAACAGGUGAACUUGGAACAUCUGCCAAAUUGGGAAGAGAAGCAGAUGUUCAAACAGUUCAUGGAAGAUCACAACACAGCUACCUUCCCUUCCAAAAAGUAUUAUAGCCUUGAUGCUCAUUUCAGGCAUAAAUUGGAAAAGGAAAUAAAAAAAGGUUAUAAAAAGGUUGGGCAAACAGAACGUACUGUAUUCAAUGAUGAAGAACAGCGACGGCAAGAAAUGAUGCGAGUGCGUGAAAAGCAAAAGGAAGAAGAAGUAGAAGCUCUGAAGCGCUCUAUGCAGAGUGGACUGGCACAAGCAAUGAAAGAGCAAGCUCAACUCAGGGAAGAGAUGGCUUACCAGUAUAAGAUUGGAAACUUUGAGGCUGCUGCUGCCAUUCAGAGAAGGUUAGACCCUGAUGCUGCUGUGUGA